CCUGUUUCAGUUGCCCUUUUCUAAAAUGGCGACCAUAAGCGAAUUGAAAGCAGUUUUAAAAGAUACACUGGAGAAGAGAGGGACUUUGGGGCAAAUAAAAGCGAGGAUCCGAGGAGAGGUGUUCAACGCGCUGGAUGAUCAAAGCGAACCACGGCCACCGCUGUCCCGUGAAAACCUUCUUAUCAACGAACUGAUCCGUGAAUACUUGGAAUUCAACAAAUACAAGUACGCGGCGUCUGUUCUAACAGCAGAAUCUGGCCAGCCAGAAGUUCCCUUGGACAGAGACUUUCUGGUGAAAGAGCUAAAUGUCGUUGAAGAUCCAAACAGCAGAUCGGUGCCGCUUUUGUAUGGGAUUGUGGCCCAACUGUUGCUCUCUGAUAGAGAAGAAAAGGCCCGCCAGACGUUCCCUGGAUCAUCGUCCUUGCAGUUGUCAAGGUGGAACUUUGGCAAGGCAGCUAACCAGAGGAGGCCAAUGGCUGCGGUUUCAGAGCUGGCCAGGCUUGAAGACCCCUCAAUUUUCCAGGGCAUACCGAGAUGA
This is a messenger RNA of Euleptes europaea (tarantolino), 538 nucleotides long. It is a transcript of the gene CEP20, whose product is annotated as centrosomal protein 20. The record is from RefSeq and is a predicted model, not a curated record. NCBI's taxonomy places the organism in Eukaryota, Metazoa, Chordata, Lepidosauria, Squamata, Sphaerodactylidae. The transcript is spliced from 5 exons. Gene Ontology annotation, cellular component: centrosome; motile cilium; ciliary basal body. Gene Ontology annotation, biological process: cilium assembly; microtubule anchoring. Bases 26 to 538 code for a protein of 170 amino acids. Gene Ontology annotation, molecular function: protein binding.